This is a messenger RNA of Prorocentrum cordatum, 4047 nucleotides long. Lineage: Eukaryota; Dinophyceae; Prorocentrales; Prorocentraceae. The record is from the annotation of a GenBank genome assembly.
AUGGAGUGGGCGAGGGCCGCCGCGGCGGGCGCGGGCGGCCUGGCACAACUGGGUAGCCUCUGGCACGGCCAGAGGUGCACCUGCCAAGUGGACCUCGGCGAGGGGUUCUCGGUUGACCGCGAGCUGCUGCGCCUGCUGGAGGGCCAGCUGCAGCGUUUCGGGCCGGCCAACCUCACUCUGCCAGAAAUCCCCGAUGUCCGCUCGCCUCGUCAGGGCCAGCGGGUGCUCGUCUCCUACGACGUGGCCCCGCGUGAGCUGCUCGGGCAUGAGCGGCUCUCGCGCGCUCGCGCGCACGAGGGCUCGUGGGUGGUCGCCACUCCCGAGCGCGAGAUCUACCUGGAGGACCUUCAAGACGGGAUCGAGAGCCUGGUGCCGCUCGGGCCGAUGGGUGGGCUGCCGUCUGGCUGGGGCCGCAGGCCGACGCACAUGUUCCGGGGCUCGUCCCAGGGCCCGCUGCAUCAGGCCGAGAGCUUGCGCCCGCAGGCGGAAGGUGCGGUGCUGGCGGAGCAGGGGCGGCGGGACCUCGGCCUAGGCGCUGCUCGGCCUGUGCACCUCCCCGCCAGUGCGCCGCCGCCGCUGGCGCUGGAGGGCGACCCCGCGACUGACGAGGGCGAGUGGCGCUUGAGUCGGGGAGAGGCGCGCUUGGGCGAGCGCAUGGGUGCCGCGGAGCUGGGCGCUGGCUGCCGCCGCGGCGAUCGAGGGGUAGCCCAGGAGGCCGCGUCGCUCACCACGACCACGGCCUUCGACGACUGGCCCAUCAGCGGGCCUCGGACGGCGGAGUGGCUCGCGCGCGAGAUCGCUCGACAGGAGCUGACGCCAGUGCGGAGGCACUUCUGGUGGCGCCAGCUGUUGGGCCUGGGUCCCAGCGACUGGGAUGUGGGGGAGCACGAGUCCCUCAGCUGGCUCUUCGAGUGUGCCCUGACUUACGACCAGCUCAAUUUCGGCAGUGACAGCGGCCACCUCGACAACGACGGGCUCUUCAUGGGCGAGGAGGGCCGGCACGGGCGCGCGCUUGUUGCGCUGGCGCUGGAGACUUGGAUCUCGCAGAAGUUGUCGGAGGAGAGCGCCGUGCUCAAGGAGCGCCGCAGGGCCAUGGAGGGGCGUUUCGCGCAGCGCGGAUCGGCGGCGCUCACGCCGUCGGGCUGCGGAGGCGUGGCUGCAGGCUGUGGCCAGCUUGGCCAGGGCCCAGGGCCUACUACUCUGUGCCGCCACCGCCCGGGAGCGUGGUCUGCGCUUCGGGGCUGCGGAUCCGGCUACGCCUGUGAUGGCGUCGUCGCCGGAGAGUUCGCUACCUACCAGCGUGGCAGGCUUGCCCUGCCGGCGGUCGGCAACCAGGCGAUCGACCUCGUCAGCUGCCUGCCCGACCACUACCAGAAGUUGCUGGAGGAGAGUGGCCGCGUUAUUCGGCUACCAGCAGCGUGUACACAGGACGUCGCGGCGAAGGCGAACGAGUUGGACAUCGCGAUGGAUCCCAUCUUGUCGAGGCCCUCGCCGACCUGGAGUUGCCAGCUUGUCAAAAGUUGUGGGUCAGCGAGGGGGACGUCGAACUGCUACUACCAGUUCCUGCUGCCAGUCGACCUGCGUGCCGACUUCGUGCUGCCGGCGAUGCCGCGUCGGGCGCGGCCGCGACGCUUGCGCGACCUGUUCCCUGCAGGCGCCGAGCUGGUGCACAUCCAGGUUCGCGUGGCGCCGAUGGGCUGGAGCUGGGCCGUGGCGCUCGUGCAGGCUGCAAAUGUGGAGCUGCUGCGGUCAGGGCCGUUGGGCUCUCGGCGCUGGCUCUGCAAUCGCCGCUGUGCGCCCGCCGUCGCCGGGCGCGAGCCCGCUGCUCUCCUGUGCAUCGACAACUUCGCCUCUUUGAGGGCCGUGAAGGAGGCAGUCCAGGUCGAUGGCGACUCGAUGGAAAGGCAGCUGAGGGGUCGUGGUCUGGCUACUCAUGACGUCUCCGGGCCGCAGGUCGACGUGGACCUCCUGGGCUUCCACUUCGACGGGGGGAAGGGCGCGAUCCACAUCGCGCCCAAGCGGUUCUGGCGGCUGGUCCUGAGUCUGGACUACAUCCUGACGCAUCCACUCCUGACGGGGGCCGAGCUGGAGAGGCUGAUCGGGCACCUGACGUACGUCCUCUUGCUGCGGCGCGAGAUGCUCAGCCUGCUCAGCGCCUCUUACAUCUUCAUCAGCAAGUGCUACGCUCGCACCUGGGCGCCUGGCGUCAUGGCCGUGGACGCGUCCCUGACGGGCCUGGGCGCUGUGGAGUGCGCGGCCGCCCCAGCCGAGGUGGGCCGCGUCGGGCGUGUGCGAGAGCGCUGGCGGUUCAAGGGGCGCGAGCUGUUGGCCGAGAGCUCGAGGGCGCGAUCCAUGCGAGAGGGCGCCGUGGGCGACUCCGCCUUUCCCGACGUGCCCGCCGAUUUAUGCAAGUCAUCUCUGUGGAAGACUGUGGCUUCGAGGCGCUGGCGGCACAAGGCUCCGAUCCAACUCCUGGAGGGCGAGGCGCUUCUCUGGGCGAUGUGGAGGCAGGUGCGCCGUGUGGCGCAUCGCGGCUGCCGGCUGCUCUUCCUGUCCGAUAGCAUGUGUAUCUGUUGUGCGGUCGCAAAAGGCACCGCGGCCGAGCCGCCGGCCGCGACGGCCUUGCCGUGGCACCGCCUCCUGGGCUCGAGCGUCUCGGGCCCGGAGCUGGAGACAGUGGGGCCACCGACGCAGCCGAACUACCUGCGCUGCCCCCGUGGCCUGUGCCGCUGGCUGGGUCUGGUGACGCUGCCCGACUGGAGCGCGCCGGAGGCGGCGAAGCCGCUGUCGGCGAUGCUGUGGGCGAGGCUGGCGCUGGGGCGACACCUGCGGGUGGUGCUGCCGCGGAGCAGCCGAGCGCUGCUCGGCAGGGGGCGCAAGCGACCAGGCCCCUCGCGCCCGUCGCCUCCCUGGCUCGUCCUGUGCGGAGUCCUGGACAUCCUGCUGCUGAAGGGCCAGGGGGCGCUGGCGUGCGCCCUCAGCGGGUUCCGCUGGGGGGCGCUGCUGCUGCAUCCAGAGGAGUUGCUGGUGCCCAUCAAGUCAGGCAAGCAGGGCGACUCGCGGCUGCUGGGCGCCCCCGAGCUCCUCUGGCGCACGCCAGCGCUGAGCGAGCGCAUGGCGCAGCUGGGGCCCCGCGCGCCGCUGUGGAGUUUCGGCUACGCGCAGCUGCGCGCGGAGUUCGAGGAGUCGCUGGCGGCGCUGGGCCUGCGAGGCCUCGGCGCCACGCUGCCCGGCUUGAGGCGUGGCGGGGUCAGUCCCGACAGGAUCGCGGGUCGCAGGUCGCAGGGGGAAGUGGCCAGGCGCGGCCGCGGGCAGGCCGGGCUCUGGGUUAUAAGAUGCGAGAGGCACGGGCGCUUGGCGCUGCCGGUGGAGAAGGUGCCGCCCGUGGCGCAGCAGCAGCUGCGCCUGAGCAUGCAGCGACUGCCCGGCCUGUCCGGGCUCAGCUCCACGCGACGCUCAACCGAGUUCGCCUGGGCAGAGAACGAAUCGCCGUCGAGGACCUGCGGCGCAGACAUUGUGGAUGUGCUUCCCAGUUUUUACCAGGUCUCCCUCGGCGUGACGGGGGCCAUCACUCGGCUGCACGAGCAGAUCGGCGGCGCGCACGCCUGGCUCACCCAGAUCGAAGGCAGGAGGCUGUUCUACCUGUUCUCGCCGUCCGAGGCCAGGAACACCUGCACCGUCGAGUGCAGCUCCGGGCGGGGACAGCCCGGCUUCGCCCGGAGGGUCGCCCUGGUGGACGUGAUGUCGCCCAGCGCCAAGAGGCAUCCUGGCUUCGCGGACGCCAGAGCGCAGAUGGUCAUCCUCUACAUGGGGCAUACGUUGCUGGUGCCCGCCGGGUGGUCGUGGUACUCGGUCGCGCUGGAGCCCUCGGUGACUCUCUAUCACCCCUUCUGGAAUUUGGAGAACAGGGCUUUCUUCACCGAUGGUUUCAGGCAGUACGUCGACGUCUCUGGGCUUCCUGUGCACCUGAUGGACCGCGUCCAGCCCUCCCUCGACCUGAUCAAAGAUCAUGUCGAGGGCGACGACGAUUCGGACCUGGACGUCUGA